UUAGGGUCACAAUGUGGUUUGUUGGGGGCGGUUUUAGUGCCAAUUUCGUGUUUUUUAUGUGUCGUUUUUGGGUCAGAUUUGAAUUUGGCGCGCGUAGAUGUCGCUGGUGUCGGUUAAGUCGUGUCAUGUCGUCGAGCGCCAAAAAGCGGCUUGUUGUCGUUUCCGUAUCUCGAAAUCGUGUUUUUCCGGUCGGUUUUCGCCCUCAGCGUGUGUCUUAAAACCGUUUUCGAAUAACUCGCGGUGUCUCAACGUUAUUUGUGUUGUUUAAGUCGUUACAUAAUGCGUUUUGGAUGUUGUUUUGGGUUCGGCGGUGUUUGAGUCCUUGAGUGAAAUCUCGCGUUUGCUCUGUAUCAAGUCGCCUUUGGUUGUUGUGAGUGUAAUCGAAUAGAGUGCGUUGUUUGGUGUAAAGUCGCGUCGCCAUUGUUGUAAAAUCUGUGGAAAAUCGUCUUUGAGACGUGGUGGAGGCGGAAGUGCGUCCUACAAUGUGUUGGUGAUCGAUUUCCGGUUGUUGGCGUCACGUGUGAGUGGUGGUUGAUCGAGGGGCGCAAUGGAGCUGGCCGGCGACUAGGAGCGGAGCCCCGUUUUGGAUGAAUGGGAUUGCGCACGGCGUCGGCGAGGCGGCCCUAUGCGGAGGUCAUGGCCCCGGCGUUGACGGAAACCAGCGGCCAGAAGCAGAGCUUCACGUUGCCCCCUAAGUACCUCGCCCCCGAGUGCUCGGACUGUGACAUUAUGAGUGACCAAAACAUGGGCAUACACAAAACGACAAGCCUCGACUUAACCUCGCCCCAGGACGUGGACGACCUCAUGCAGGUCAUCAAAUCCAUACCAGAAGAGGAUAUGGCCAUUGAAAAUCUACUCACCGAUGACGAUGUUAUGAAUAUGUCGAUUGAUGACCCCAAAGAAACGCUAAAUGAACUGAAAAAUACGCAAAAUCGCAUCGAGAGAAGGUUGGAUUUUCUCAGAAGGAAGAUAAGGAAGUUGCAAGCGAGGAAUAUGGGACAGCAUGUCGCGGGGGAAGUCGCAGGAGUCUACGAGUACGUCCACAGGUCGCUGAAACGCCUCAAGGACAACACACACCUGGAGGAGGAAAAACCGCAGAUGAAGCCGAUGUCAUCCGCAUCGACUAAAACCAUGCUAAAGAAACUCGAAAUGGCGGCUGUCCUUCAAGCAAAAAAUGCGGCACGCCAAAGACACACACCGAAAUAUUUUGGUUCGGGUUCAUGUGAACCGGGAAAUCAUCGAUUUCCCGCACCCGGUGUGGUCAAUGUACCAACAUGGCCAAUGGAAAAUAAACAUGAACUACAAAAAGUGACCGGUCUUUUACAAACUGAAUUAAAUCUAGUGCAACAUGAAGUUGAUUCAGAAGCAACAGAGAGUAGUUCGGGGGGUGAAAGUUGUGAUGAGAUGCAGAGUUAUAAUAAUCCACAUCAACAGUACCUUAGUAUACAAAAACGUGCAUUAUGGAAAUACGCUUCACAACGUGCGGCAAUCGCCUCGCGUUGGACUUGGCUUCAGGCCCAAAUCUCCGACUUGGAAUACCGAAUACGUCAACACGGCGAUAUUCAGCGUCAAAUACGUUCAUCGAAGGGCGAAAUCCAGCUCGGGGGUAUUAGUCCUCCGCCACCGACAUCUCCAACGGCGGUUAACGGCUAUCGUGGCCAAUUACCAGGCAGUUCACCACUCGCUACGUCGAAAAGUGACGACGUUCCAACGCCGAACGGUGCACAUCCUGAAUACGAAUGUGCACGAACACGACCAUUGGUCAAUUUUAAAAAGAGAAAACUGUUGCAAUUGAACGGAUUGCAUGUGAUUUCUAAAAAAGCGGCACGUCCGACGACGAUACGUUGUGGAUGCGUCAAUACGGCGGCGCCGUGUGCGGUAUGUACGGGACGGACGGAUCCUACGCAUCCCAGGGAUCCGACAGAGGCAUUGAGCAAACCGGAAAGGGUCGCGUUGGUCGAUCCCGGAUUUCAUCCCGUUUUUUCCAUGCCGGAAGAUACAUCGUACGCGACCCACUGCGAGGCCAUUAUGAAGAAUCCCGAAUGGCAACAACGAAGUACCCGAAUGAAAUCUCUCAAAGUUAUGAAUAAAGAUAGAUCUGACAAGUCUGUAUUAGAACAUCGAUCAAAGAAAAUCGAUCAUAGAAAGAAAUACAAUCGUUUAUUGAAACCCAGUACAAUGUCGGCUCUUUCCGCUAAAAUUCGAAAUAAAAUUCGUGGCCGAAAAACAAGUCGACAUUCAUCGUCAUUAACAUUUAAAAAACGACCAAAAUUAAGUGAUGGUGUCGACGAAGAAGUUGAAUCUAUUGGUAAUAAUAGUACAACGGGUGUAGCAAAUUCGGUUGUAGCAUCACCGAGUUCAUCACCGUUACUUCACAUGCAAGCCAUAUCCGGUUAUAACCGACGAAAUCGGGCAAAUUCGUACGAUAUCGACAAUAUUGUUAUACCAUAUAGUGUGGCAGCAGCGACACGAGUCGAAAAAUUACAGUACAAAGAGAUUUUGACACCAAAAUGGCGAAUAGCGGACAUUGAUUUGAAAUGUGAUACGAAAAAUAACGGAGCUGUUAGAAACCCUAGUCAAGAUAGCGAUACGGAAGAUCUCUCUGAGGAGGCGGUGCUUGCGCGUCACGAGAAGUCCGAAUACGAGGAAAAGAAGAAAUUUCUUAGUUAUUUGAAAUUACCGAGUGGUCACGGCCGUAGCCGAGCCCACAAACGAACGGACAGUUUGGCCGAAUCAAGCGGCGCGAAUACACCCGAUCCGUUGUCGCCACAUCCGGCUGAAACGGCCGAGUCGCCGUUGACGUCACCACCAGCCACGCCCCUUCCUGAGGAUUUGCCCUCGAUAAGUGCGAUGCGUCGUCGGACGAUUUCGCAGUCACGUGUCGGCGUCGCCGGCGUCGUGGCGCGAGAGGAGAAUAAUACACCGGAAAAUGUGGAAGUGGCGCCGUUUGAUACGCGAACGUUUCCGUUGGAUGAUGAAACUUAUGAGAAAAUGCUGAAAAGUAUGCCGGAAAAUCACCAGUUUAAGACGAAUUACCGGGCGCAGGAUUGUGAUUUCGGGGGGUUUUUGGACGAGAAGGUGGAUUCGCCGGGGAGUGAGUCGACCGAGUCAGCGCUAGGGGAGGAGGACCCCAACGAUCCCGAGUGGGUGGAUAUGGAGAGGUCGAGGGACAGGCAUAAGAGAUAAUUUGAGUGUUUUUUUGGUUUUUUCACCGGUAAAAAGCUUGGGAUUUUGUAUUACGAGGUCUGUGAUUGUCAUUACAUUACACGUGUGAGAUACGUCAAUACAGUUGUUGCUUUUUUAGUAUUGUAAUGUAUUUAAAUACAGAAUUCGAAGCUUGUGCUUGAUUCAGUUUCACAUAGUUUUUGUAAUAUAAUCAUAAUUUAAGAUAUUUCAUUUUUUUGUACUGUUGCAAAGUCUAGUUCACUUGAUUGUAACAUGACUGGUUAGACUAGUUACUAAUUUUAACUGUAAUUUUGUUACUGAAUUAUUGGUUAUGUUAGUUUUUUUUUUCAAUGUCAAGUACAACCCAGUGACUUGUUAUAUAAAAAUUCUAUUGUAAAUAAAAAACAGUGCAAAUAUUUGUUAUAGAAAAACAUAUUUUCGAAAUCAUUUGCAUUUUUUUCGUUUUUAUGAGAAUUAUUCAAAUUGUACAUGCUCUUCAUAAGAGACAAAUUAUGUAUCAUAAUAUUAUUAAAGUGUUUAUUGUAAA
Tribolium madens (black flour beetle) is the source of this 3712-nucleotide messenger RNA. It is a transcript of the gene nsl1, whose product is annotated as KAT8 regulatory NSL complex subunit 1. Gene Ontology annotation, cellular component: NSL complex. Lineage: Eukaryota; Metazoa; Arthropoda; Insecta; Coleoptera; Tenebrionidae. Gene Ontology annotation, molecular function: histone acetyltransferase binding. The record is from RefSeq and is a predicted model, not a curated record. The transcript is spliced from 6 exons. Bases 592 to 3186 code for a protein of 864 amino acids.